Messenger RNA from Cornus florida, 1352 nucleotides. Its product is annotated as F-box/kelch-repeat protein At3g06240-like. Bases 45 to 1172 code for a protein of 375 amino acids. Gene Ontology annotation, molecular function: protein binding. Lineage: Eukaryota; Viridiplantae; Streptophyta; Magnoliopsida; Cornales; Cornaceae. The transcript has a single exon. The record is from RefSeq and is a predicted model, not a curated record.
CAUUACUAGUAAUAACAGAUCCAGAAAAAUAUAUUUAGCUUGCCAUGGCCAACCUUCCACACGACAUCGUGCUAGACAUACUCUCACGAUUACCCGUCAAGUCUCUGAAUCGAUUCAAAUGCGUUUCCAAGCCAUGGCUUUCUUUGAUAUCCGAUCCUUACUUUGUCAAAAUGCAUCUCAACCGAGCCAAUUCCGAUCCUAGCAUGAACCACCAUAGACUAUUCACGUUGUUCCCCUUUUAUUCCUUGGACUACGAGUCACCAUCAUCAUGUGAUGAUGUUGAUGAUCAUGCUGUUGUUGCCGAUCAUGAUCAUGAUCAUGAUGAUGCUAUAGUAAAUCUAGGGUUUCCAUCUAAGUCCCCACAAAAUGGUGUUCAGAUUGUGGGGUCUUGCAAUGGCUUGAUUAGCUUAGCCUAUCGUGCCUUAGAUGUCAUGAUUUUAUGGAACCCAUCUACUAGACAAUCCAGGGAGCUACCAAAACCAAACUUUUCAUCAGAUAUUGUGUCCCUCUGCGGACUUGGUUAUGAUUCCUCUAAUGAUGACUACAAAGUUGUAAGAGCAAGUGCUUGUGCUGGUGCCUAUGACCAAAUCAAAGUCGAGGUCUUCAGCGCAAAACACAACAAUUGGAGACUGAUCCAAGGCUUCCAUGAGAGUAUUACUAUCCUGGACGAUUCCGGGACAUACUUGAACGGGGCUCUUCACUGGAGGGCAAGUCGCGGUGGGCUCGACACGAUUCUUGCUCUUGAUAUGGAGAAAGAGGAGUUCUUUGAGGUUCCACAGCCGGAGACUCGAGACAGGAACAUCUCAUUUCACAGCUUGGGAGCUUCACAAGGUUGUCUUUCAUUGCUUUGCUAUGGGUAUGGACUUGAGGUGGAGAUUUGGGUGAUGAAGGAAUAUGGUGUGAAGAGUUCUUGGAUGAAGAUGAGUGUUGUGAGGGGGAGAGAUAUUGGGUAUUGUGACUACAUGGUGCCCAUAUGCUUUACAAAGAAUGGAGAAGUUAUAGUUGUUGUGGAUGGAAUGAAACUCAUAAGAUAUAAUGUCCAUGACAAGACAAUGAAGAAUCUGAAAGUUAGGAAUGAUGACUGGUUUGAAUGGGUUAUAUAUAUGGAGAGUCUGGUCUCGCCUUAUGUUGACUCUGGGAACAAAGAUAUAGAUUCUCAAAUGGAAGAAUAAGAAAGAGCAGGGAUUAUUUAUUAUUUGAUUCAUUCAUUUUUUUAUUUUUUAUUUUUUUGUGAUUUUAGUUUGAUGUUCUAAAUCUGAUGCGAGAGUUUUUCUUGAAGUGUACACAAUAUUUAAUUAAUCACAAAUUUCAAGCAUUAUUCGUAAUUGAAAAUAAUGCUUUUGGGUGUUCAA